This is a messenger RNA of Spirodela intermedia, 7773 nucleotides long. Lineage: Eukaryota; Viridiplantae; Streptophyta; Magnoliopsida; Alismatales; Araceae. The record is from the annotation of a GenBank genome assembly.
AUGCAUAGUCCCGGCCGCCGCAUUUCAGGUAUCGUUCUGCCGUGUUCUGUUAUUAGCUUCGUUUCCUCGUCGACAAUCUGGCUUUCAUUUCUUAGUCGUGUCAGCUACGCUCGUGGAUUCCGUAAAACACACAGUGCCAAACUUUGCCUUUGCCAUGCCUGUAUCUUUUCGUAACACGUUGAUUCAAAUUAGCAUUCAAACUAUUCUUGGAAAACUGCGUCUGGGAUGCUAAUAAUAAACGAGCGUGUUUGACUUUGGUGAAGAUGAUUUAACUUGGAAUUUGUUAAUGUUAAACCCGUUUGGUUUUAUGUUGAGAUCCUUAGUUAUUCACUUGGAAGAAGCAUGAUGAACCUUCAUCUGUGUCUCAAGGUUUAACGAUCUUCCCGAUUUAUCAAUAUUUCUUCCUACCAAUCAAAUGAGAUUAUUUAUUUUCCUUAUCAAGUUGAAGAUCCUUCGUUUGAAUAUAAUUUUUCAAUAGCUUAUCAACUUUUAGACCCUCCCAUACUCACGGUUGCUUAUGAUUUCAGUCGAGAGCUUUGAUAAGUGAAGCUUUUAAUAUCUUCUCUAGAUCUUAGUUUGUCUUAACUUUUAACAGGUUGUCGUACACACUAAUUUGUCCUAAGAAAUAGUUUUCAUGGCAACCGAUUCUCUUUGAUAUCUCAAAAAUUGUCUCAAAUGCAGAGAAUGAUCUCAAACGCGGUGUUAGAAAGCUUCAUCCCCUCUACCGUAAAUAUCACCUUAAGAAAAGAUGAGAAAAUUCUGGGCAAUAUCCCCUGUUGAUGAAAAGAAAUUAUGGAUGAAAAGAAAGCGCCGAGAUUGUGGAAAAUACAGAGACAGAGCAAUAACCGAGAAAAGCUUGAAUGUAUAAUCCUUCUUUUAAAAUUUUUUGUGGGUUUUAUUAUUGUGGAAAAUAUGCCAAUCCUUUUAUUGAUCUUCAUUCCAUGAAUGCCACCACCACCAAAUAUGAACUCCCGUGGCCUCUAAAUUCCUCUUCCCCAAUCUGUCAUCUGUCUUCUAUUUUUAUUUCUAGGCAAACAUUGAUGUCAUAUAUCCUCUCUCUCUCUCUAUCUAUCUUUCUCUCCCAAAUGGCUCGAAAGCUAUGAUUAUACUUUCAUUUCUUACUUCAUGCUCUUAUGCAUGUAUUGUUUAUCUAUUUUCAAGCUCUCCUUAGAUCAGUUUAGUCUCUAGCUGGAUGAAAUGCCGUCGUGAUGUUUUUAAUCAUUUCAUUAUCUCCUUCCUCUGGUUUUGGAUCAGAUUGCAUUGAUUUUUGUAUGGAUCGAAAAUGCACAUUCGAACUCUGUACAAAGAGUGGUUCACCGGCAAGGCGAUGGUGGAUAUAAUGUGGAUCAUACUCUCUCACACUCUUGUAUCCACGAUGAGAUAAUUCAACAGAGGCGUCAACCUGGUCGCAAGGAAUACUCAGUUAGCCCGCAAGUUUAUGACAGAUCUGACAGCUCCAACUUAAAUCAUCCUCGGGGGAGGAUAUUGCUUGGACUGACUUCGUCUGAUUUGGAGGGUUCCAGGCAACCCAUCAGAAUUUUUUUGAAUUAUGAUGCAGUUGGUAUUUCUCAAGACAGAGAUUGUCGAAAUAUUGGGGAUAUUGUGAAGGUGGGCCAUAGCCUAUAAUGUCAUGAGCCAUGAUAUGUAUGAAAUUUCUUCUCAUUUUUGCUUGUUUUGUAGAUUGGUGAACCUCCAGCAGCCUCUGUUUCUGGAUCGCCAGCAUGCAAUCCACAUGGAGAUCCUCCAAUAUCUGGUGACUGUUGGUAUAAUUGUACCUUGGAAGAUAUAUCAGGGCCCAGUAAGAAGCUCCGUCUUCGCAAGGUUGCACUUCUUCUGUAAAACCUCUGCCCAUCUGAUCUGCACUUUGAUAUUCUAAUAAUGUGACUCUGUGACAAAUCUGGGUUUUAUGCGAGGCCUCAUAUACCCAUACAUUGAUGAAAUUUAGCCCUUGCUAUGUAGAGUGUUGAAAUGGAAUCCAAUUCAUUGUCAGAAAUUCUGUUAAUCGAAAAAAUAAAAUCUUGAAAAAUACUGGUGUGUGAAAGAAGAUCUUUUCAGCUGGUGAGAACUUCCCUGCCCGACAUUACAAUGAUAAGUCAAUGUCGUACUAGUUGAGGAAAGCUGAACAGUGCACCAAAGCAGAAAGGAGGAGAAGGUUUACGAGAUGUGGAAUUCAUCUCAGUGACCUUUCCAUUAAUAGAUUCAUGGAUUCGGCCAUGCCACUUUCUGAAGUGAAUCAUAUGGUUAACUAUGAUCUUAGCAAGCUGUUCCAUGCCCAAUAGCUCAUCCGCAAAUGAUUUUUGAGAAUGCUUUUCAAAUCUCUUAUAGUACCAAUAUAUCAUGUUCCAGACCUUUAUCUUCUCGCAGUUGAUAUUAGAUUCAUCCCUUUGUAUGACAUCAUUUGGUGUUAGUUUGGUUACUGGCAUGACAUCCAAAUGACCUAGGGUCUUUCAUGUAUCCAUGCCCUGGUUCACUUUUGUAGGCAAUGGAGAAAACAGCUGGCUGGUUUAACCGGGCACUCUCUGUGGAGCCUGUGAAGGGGAAUCUACGCUUAAGUGGAUACUCUGCCUGUGGCCAGGAUGGUGGUGUGCAACUACCCCAUCAAUAUGUAGAAGGUGCCUUUACUUAUCUCGAUAAUUUAUUAUUUUUAAUAUUUUCUUAUGGUUUUUUCAUGCAUUGAUUGGCUUGAAUUUGAUUUGCAGAUGGUGUUGCUGAUGCUGACCUGGUCCUUUUGGUCACCACUAGGCCAACCAGUGGCAACACACUUGCAUGGGCUGUUGCAUGUGAGCGUGAUCAAUGGGGUCGUGCAAUUGCAGGUAAUCAUCUUGACCCUGCGAUGCUUUCUGUUUGAGGUAUUUAAGUCAAUAAAAGAUGCCUCUCAUCUCUUCAGGUCAUGUCAAUGUUGCGCCCUGUCAUUUGACUGCUGAAGCGGAGUCAUUGCUUUCGGCUACUCUAAUACAUGAGGUUAGUAGGAUCUUUAUUCCAACAAAAAAAUUGAUGAUAAUUACAUUUUUGAGCCACCAUUCUCUGCAGGUUAUGCAUGUUCUAGGUUUUGAUCCCCAUGCCUUUGCACAUUUCCGAGAUGAGAGGAAGAGGAGGCGCACCCAGGUACUCUAUACCAGCUACUUACUAUGUCUGCAGAUGUUUUAAGACCACUUAAUUUUCUGUAAGAUUGUCACAUGUUAUGUUCGAAUGCGGAAUAAAGUCAUAAGUUUUUAAUCUCACAUUUGAUUUCUAAAACAUCAUUGAUGGAACCUGAGUUCUCUCUCUCUCUCUAUCUCGUGCUCCCGCAUCUCUUUUUCUUCUUUAAUGUUCAUAUGAUUUAAUGAUGUUUUAUGCCAACACAGUUCUAUCUUUUGCUCCAGAACAGACUUGUCUUCUUGCACCAGAGAGUGGACGAUAAAUAGAUGGAAAUGGAUCGAGACGAUAUGAACACAAAUGAAUAACAUUAGAUAGGAAAUGAUGAGCAAUAACCUGGGAUCCAUUUCUCGCUCCAUAAGAAAUCCAAUGAAAAAGCUUCAUGAAGCCAUUGAUGACUUAUAGAUGGUUCUGGUCAAUGAGUUGGCUCCUCUUCGAAUGCAGACCAGCCCCUUAGUUUCAGUGUUCUUUUUGAGAUUGAUUGAGAUGUGACUGCCGCCUUUCAGGUUCUGCACUCAAAAGUCUCUAAAUAUUUAAUAAACCUUGAGAAAAAAUAUCAAGUUAUCUGAAACAUUCCCUCAGCAUAGGCCUUUGUCAUGCCUCUCCCCGUGAUGGUUGAUCUAUAGCUUUGGCUUGAGGAACAAGAAUUAUUCACACUAUGAUCCCUUGUUCUCCUGAAACUCAUGAACCUUGUAUUCAGGUCGCCGUCCAAACCUUGGAUGAGAAGCUUGGCCGUACUGUCACCCGUGUGGUCCUCCCUCGCGUCAUCAUGCACUCAAGGCACCACUAUGGGGUAAUUCAAUACCCAACCAAGUAUUUUCAUCUCUCUGAUAUAUAUAUAUAUACACACACACACAUAGAGAGAGACACUAUUUUGCGUUUAAUCAUUGAAAGAUGAUUUUACUUUACUUUAUGUAUUUAAAUCAUAGGUAUUCUCUGAGAACUUCACUGGGUUAGAGCUGGAAGAUGGGGGAGGUCGAGGCACCUCAGGUAAGAAGUCUCCACAUCAGAGUUCUUAGGCACGAGGAUGAAGUCAAAGGCAUAAGCAUCACCUUCGGAGCCUUUCCCCUGGCAAUUCUUAUGGCAGGAUCCCACUGGGAGAAGAGGCUCCUCAUGAACGAGAUUAUGACAGGGUCGGUAGAUGCUCGAUCAGUGGUUUCAAAGAUGACUCUGGCAUUAUUAGAAGAUAGCGGGUGGUACAUGGUGAACUACAGCAUGGCGGGCGAUCUGCAGUGGGGCCGCCACCAGGGUGCGGAGUUUGUCUCCUCUCCGUGCAACCACUGGAAGGGAGCAUACCAUUGCAACACCACUCAGUUUUCUGGCUGUACGUACAACAGGGAGGCCGAAGGUUAUUGCCCCAUUGUAAACUACAAUGGGGAUCUGCCGCAAUGGGCCCGAUAUUUCCCACAGGCCAACAGAGGUAUGAAAUUGUUGAUUUAUUAAUAAAUAUUGUUAUUAUUUCUGAUUCUAGUUAAAUCCUGGGAUUAACUGGUUUUCCUGUUAACAUCCAGAUUUAAUACCGGAUAACUUGUCUAUCUUUGAUCAUAUGAAAUUCUUAAAGAAGCAUGCAAAUGAUGAUGUCAACCUUUUUGAAGAAACGAGUAGAAUAAUUCUACGGGGGUACUAAUUUAAUAUGAGCAUAUGUCAGAUUAUGCCGAAUUGAUUGAUAGAAACAGAUGGUGAUCUUCUUGUCUUGAUUAGAUUUCAUUAACCAAAUAUAAAGUAAGAAAUUUGCGAUAGAAAUCAAUCACGUGUUCUUUUCUGUGAUACUGCUGAAAACAUCUUCUGUUUUUUUUUGGGAAACUUUGAGUCUUUUAAGCAGAAUUAUAACUUACUCUUUAUGCCGAUGCUCAUGUGGUAUCUAUGUUCAUCAAUGUUUGUUUCGAAAGAUUUUUUGUUGGCGUCUUUCUGCUCAAUGCGCCAAUACGUCCAUGAUAUCCCCACAUGUAGCCAACUUCUUCCCCUGCUCCCCUUGACUAAUCUAGGCGCGAAGUCAUCGUUCGCUGGUCAUUACGCAUUCUUCUGGGUCAGAGUGCCCAUGAAUGCCCAUGAUUUCCACGGAAAAAUUCAUCAUUUCCCGUGUUCCUCGACUAGGUGUAGGCGAUCAAUCAUCAUUGGCUGAUUAUUGGACAUAUUCUUUCAUAAAUGUCCAUGGUGUCCGCCCACAAGGUCAGCAUUUUCCUGGUGUUCCACUGGGUAAAUGUAGGCGGGCAAUCAUUAUAGAUCAUUUUCAUGAAACUAGGCCCUAAAUCUGAUAUUCUCCCGGUUUCCCUUUGACUAAAUUUAGGUCGGGAAUCAUCAUUGGCUGAUUAUUGCACAUUAUGAUGAGUCCAUGCACAAACUUAACUUUUCCCGUGUUCCUUGACCUAAUGUAGGCGGGCAAUCGUCAUUGGCCGAUUAUUGCUCCUAUUUCGUAGCUUAUUCUGAUGGCUCUUGCACUGAUGCAAGUAGUGCAAGAGCACCCGAUAGAAUGCUGGGCGAGGUGCGAGGGAGCAGCUCUAGGUGAGAAUCAAGAUAAGCUCCAUGAAGGUGAAGAAAAUCUGAGUGCCCUCAUGCUAAUAUCACAGCGUUCGCAGGUGCAUGGUUUCAUCUUUGGUCCGCAGUGGUUUUGUGCGGGGAUCAAUGGCUCAGGGGAAUGGAUGCUAUCAGCACAGAUGCAUGAACAACUCAUUACAGGUGCAACUCCUCAGCUCCUAUUACUUGUUGUCUACAUUUUUCAUGUGAUAAAUGAUGAAUUGUAUCCAAGGGACAGAGCCCUCAGUUGACCAUUCCAACGAAUGCUCAUAAAUUUUCAAUAGAAUGUCACAUUAAUCCAAGGAAUCUUACGUACCUCAGGGUACAUCUGAUCUUUGAUGAAGUUUGCUCUUAAUCUGAGGUUUCUCCUGGCUUGUUUACUGUUAGACUCAUUAGAAAGUUUCAAUAGAAUUCCUUCCUCGAACAACAUCACAAGCUGUUCUAUAUUGUUCUUGUUAUUGGUUCAGACACUCUAACAGAAUGUCAAAAAGAUCACCAGGGUGAGUUGAUUGUAUUAUGCUUCCAGCAAUAAUCCUCCAAUGCACGUCCUCACUGAACAGUUCAUCACCAUGGAUGCCGAUAAUCUUUCAUCCAUACGAAAAUAUAUUCAUCUCACUCAGCAAGAUGUACUGCAUUGACUAGGUAGCUGUUGAUGGGACGUGGAAGGUGUGCCCUGAGGAUGGUGGCCCAAUCCACUUUCAUGGUUUCAAUGGUGAUGAUCAUUCAUUCCAUGUCUCCUUUAAUUGACAACAGAAAUAUAAUUUUUUUUCCGGUGCUGAGUUCAUUUCUUCCGUUUCCUGUUUCCAGGGGAGCUGAUAUGCCCCGCCUAUCAUGAACUGUGCAACGCCGUGCCAUUGCCUCUACAUGGGCAAUGCGCCGGCUCAUGCAACUUCCAUGGAGACUGCAUCAACGGAAAGUGCCACUGUUUUCUUGGGUUCCAUGGCCAUGACUGCAGCAAACGUAGGUCCAGUUCAUAUUAAUCAAAUCAGACUCUUUGAAUAUUCCUCGCCGGUUAUGUUCCCUCGGCUCAUCCAUCGUUCUUCUGUGCCUUCCAGGGGCUUGCCCAAGCAAUUGCAGCGGGCAUGGAGCCUGCCUCCUCAAUGGAAUCUGCAAAUGCCAUGAUGGGUGGACGGGGGUUGACUGCUCCACGGGUAAUCCAUCUGCAAAUUUGAUGAUGAAUCGCCCUGAGACAGGGGAAUAAAUAAUAUGUCGCCUGAUCCCUAGUUUUCUGCCGCGCAGCCAUCUGCAACGAGCAGUGCAGCCUCCAUGGUGGCGUCUGUGACAACGGUGUAUGUGAAUUUCGCUGCUCAGACUAUGCUGGCUAUACUUGCCAGAACAGAUCUACUCUCUUGCCCAGCUUGUCAAUCUGCCAGGAUGUGCUUGCCCAAGAUGCGGUAGGGCAGCACUGUGCCCCCAGUGAGCCCAGCCUACUCCAGCAGCUUGAAGUGGCUGUCAUCGGGCCAAACUACAGUCGCUUGCUUCCCAGCGGGUGGACCUUGUUCAACAUCCUCGACCGUGGUUACUGCACUGCAGCCGCCAAACGGCUUGCCUGCUGGGUAUGCUUUCUGACAUCUCACUGCGUGUUUUCCCUGCUGGGCUCUGCACUACGCUUAGGAAACGUUAUGUUCGAAAAUGAAUGAGUGUUAAGAAUGGUCUUAUACUGGAGAAAUAAAUCGGUCACUCUGAGGAUAGGUCCUGCUCAUAUCUGCUAGACCUUUCCAUUUAGUUUUAGGUAUUUUUAUUUCAGAGCACUGGCGCCAGCCGUCCAUUUCCUUUUUUAUAUGCUGCAAAAACCAUCUAAAUUUGAGCUCCAUGCUCAAAUUGAGCAUAUUUCCUCCUGCGAAGGAAUCCCUGCUCACUCUACUCUUCUUUACUUGAGAUCCUUAUUGCUGCCCGCAUUUUUCAUCACAGAUCUCGAUCCAAAGGUGUGACAGGGACGGGGACAACCGGCUUCGUGUGUGCCACUCGGCUUGUCGGUCGUACAACGCCGCAUGUGGCGCGUCCAUUGAUUGCUCGGAUCAGACGCUUUUCAGCACCGAGGAAGCAGAUGGGCGGUGCACAGGGUAUGGCGAGAUAAUCUCCGGGUGGUUCCAGCCUUUCCGCAACAUCAGAAAGGUGUUCUAG